This is a messenger RNA of Soboliphyme baturini, 504 nucleotides long. Lineage: Eukaryota; Metazoa; Nematoda; Enoplea; Dioctophymatida; Soboliphymatidae. The record is from the annotation of a GenBank genome assembly.
AUCGAAUUGGAAAGUUUUGAGUUGCAAAUGGAGUUAAACGCGUGUCUCCUAUUAACGCCGGGUGCGGCCAUUCCGUCAAGACGGGUAGCGACUCUAAAGAAAACUUGCCGUCGGCAAUUGCUAAUGCAGCAGCAAAACGCCGAUAUCAGUCAGCUAUACGAAGUUGACCUUGAGCAACAGCUGGAAAUGGUUCAUAUGAGUUUCUUGCGGAAUAUCGAGACAAUACGGACUUGGAAAGAUGCCCUGGAAAAUCCGUCGUCGCUUACAGGUCGGGAGUCACCCAUGUUAAACUUUUUCUCUGAUGCUGCUUCUCGUCAGACUUUCUACCAGACCCUGCAAUCAAUCCUUUGCUGUACAUAUUCUCUGGAACAAAAUCAUCGCGAAGCUUUAACACAGCAUUUCAAGAGUACCCAAUACGGUUCUAAGGACAUGCCUAUCGGCGAUGAUAACUAUUUAUUACUUCGGUCUAGAAUUCGCGACUUUUCGAUUUUAAAUAAAUCUUGA